AUGAGCAAUGAUGAGCCAGAGGAGGGUCUAUCCAUUGCGAACGCUUGCGAAUCAGAUGGGCGUACUGAGCCAGUGAAUGUUAAAGUAGAGGUUCAAGAAGACGAGGAAAUGAUCGCCUUCGAUGGUAUCGAUGAUGAAGCUUCAUCCAGAACAGCAGAGGUAUCCGAGAAUGAACCUGGUACCAGUGGAUCGGACUCAAGCUGUGACGGCGAU
Molecule: messenger RNA, 213 nt
Organism: Ostertagia ostertagi
Lineage: Eukaryota; Metazoa; Nematoda; Chromadorea; Rhabditida; Trichostrongylidae
Source: the annotation of a GenBank genome assembly